Beta vulgaris subsp. vulgaris (sugar beet) is the source of this 1306-nucleotide messenger RNA. Its product is annotated as GEM-like protein 4. The record is from RefSeq and is a predicted model, not a curated record. The transcript has 3 exons. NCBI's taxonomy places the organism in Eukaryota, Viridiplantae, Streptophyta, Magnoliopsida, Caryophyllales, Amaranthaceae. Bases 248 to 934 code for a protein of 228 amino acids.
GCGCAAAUUAUCUGGCAAAUAUCUAAGGCUUUUUCUUAUUCUUGAAGAUACAAAGCUGAUGUGAUAUGUCUUAAGAUUUCAAUAUUUAUCAACCAACUCCUUUUGCUUUCCCUCUUAUACAUAUGUAUAUAUAUACCUCCUCCUGACAUGUUCUCAUCCUCCAGUACCCAUCAGAAAAUAUUUCCUGCUCUCUAUUCAAUCAGUUGCACAAAACUUUUAGAUAUAUAAACAGCAUAAAGUUAGAAUAAUGAAUGUUCCUGAGAGAUUCACUUCAAGAACUAUGAAGAGUUUGCUUCAAGAUACCAUGCAUGGAAAUCAAUCAUCAAGACGAACAAUGUACGACUACGAUCAGAAAAAGAAAACACCCACCAUGAAAUCAUUACACGGACCUUCGAUCCAAGGCCACGAAUCUUCGAGAUUGGCACAAAGCAAAUUGGUAGUUAGCAAAAUGAGAAAACAGGGUGAAAGAUCCCACAGAUUUGCAAAUGGCAUUAAAGAACAUGUGAAGGGAAAGCUUAGUUUAGGAGCAAAAUUACUAAGACUAGGGAGUAUGGAGAAAGUGUGCAAGCAAGUUUUCAGUGUAAGAGAAGGCGAGCGAUUGUUGAAGGCUUCGCAUUGCUGCUUGUCAACUACAGCCGGUCCUAUAGUCGGCCUUCUCUUCAUCUCGACAGAGAAGCUAGCAUUUUGCAGCGACAGAUCGAUUGUGAAACUCUCUUCUCCUACAGGAGAGUUGCUUAGAUUUCGUUACAAGGUUGUUAUUCCAUUGAGAAAGAUUGAGAGAGCAAACCAAAGGGAGAACACAAAGAAAGCGUCUAAGAAAUACCUACAAUUAAAUACCACUGAUGAGUUCGAGUUUUGGUUCAUGGGAUUCCUUAACUACAAGAAAAUGUUUAAGUGCUUACAAGAGGCCAUUGAUCAAGCUCUGGAUUAUUAGCAUACAGAAGACUUAGAGCUCAUCAUGUCGGGUCGAAGUACAGGGCUGGGAUAGGGCGGGUCACAUUUUAAGUCCCCCCAAACCUGGUAAAAUGAGAUGGAAAUAGGAUCACGAUUGGCCUAAUGGCGGUGAGGCUCUCCUUACACUUCUAUUCUAUGACAGGGUUCGAUUCUCACCCCUUGUCCCCAAUCGCUUCCCUGGAAAAAGGACAGUGUAUUGAGUAAUUUAGCACAAUAUUGUGUAUGUGUAGUAUAAUCUUGUAUAGUUUAUUAUCAGCGUACCACACCCUAUGCUGCUUUAACACAUGCUAUGAUGAUAUAAUAGUUUUAUUUUUUUUGGCAGAGGAGUGAUAUAUAAAUAGCUUUCAAUGAA